Dentiscutata erythropus is the source of this 154-nucleotide messenger RNA. Lineage: Eukaryota; Fungi; Glomeromycota; Glomeromycetes; Diversisporales; Gigasporaceae. The record is from the annotation of a GenBank genome assembly.
AUGGUUAUGCUCAGAAGUUGUUAUGCAAACUAUUAAGAAUACAUUGGAUUCAACUCUUGAUGCUCCAUAUCAAAAUUGUCAACUAAAAAAUGUUACCCAUAAGCAAAUUUCAAUUUCUCUUGAAAAUAUUCUUUUAAAUGACUUGAACUUUUGA